Molecule: messenger RNA, 8215 nt
Organism: Chlamydomonas reinhardtii
Lineage: Eukaryota; Viridiplantae; Chlorophyta; Chlorophyceae; Chlamydomonadales; Chlamydomonadaceae
Exons: 24
Coding region: 314-7618 (2434 amino acids)
Biological process (GO): monoatomic ion transport
Source: RefSeq, a predicted model, not a curated record
GUGUCUGAACUCAGACAGUUCUUAGGGGUGGACGCGGUGGUAAACCGACACGACCCAGGCAGCUUCAAUUGCACUCCACGAUGCCUGCGCGACGUUGAAAAGCCAACCAAAUGACGUUAUUAACUUUUGAUCGCAUAUGGCACAACCACGCUAGCCUUGCGGUGGCAGUCGCAGCAGUCAACUCUUUCACGGCUUGCUGCGUCCGGGGCGUGACCGCGCGAUGGAAUUUGCACAAGUAGCCAUACUUGAUAAUUAUAGGCGUUCCAGGUGUGGAGCCAGCCAGUAAUUGACCGGAAGCCGGAAGGAGCCUAUCAUGGAGAGCAAAUUGCAGCUGCGGGCUCCUUGCCUGGUCCUAGGGCAGCCGAUGACUCGCCAGUUCGGCAAAUCGCCGCUGGUGCCGGGUGGCAGGUUCGGCCCGCGGCUGCCUGCCCUUGAAGCGCACCGGAAGAAGCAAAAACCGCACGACUCCCACUCCCAAAAGCGCAAGCAAAAGGAGAUGCCGGAAGUCCUGUAUCGCUUUGCCGAUUCCAGCGGCAACACUGCCACGGUCAUCGAGAACGGCUCUGUGUCCACCAUCACAAUCACGACCAAGCGCGUGCCGGUGCCGCGCAUCAACCCGCUGGCCUCCUUUGAGGAGCGCGACGUGGACCCCGCCUCAUCCGAGCCCCUGGUACCCGCCACCAUCCUGCCCACGGUGCUGUCCUCCAUGGACGGCGGCGAGGGCGGAUCUAAGUCCGGAUCCAAGGGCCGGCGUAGCGGCGGAAGCGGAGGAGGGGGUAGCAGCGGGGGUGGCGGCAGCAGCGGUACCCCCACAGCCAAGGUUGCCACUGUGUCGGAGGCAAUCAACUCUCUGAUGUCGCCGGCGGCGGUGGCCGCGACGGCAGCCGCGGCGGGGAACGCCGCGGGCAAUGGCGGGGGCAGCGGCGAAUGGCAACGUGACAAGGGCGUGGGGGAGCGGGGCAGUGGCGGGGCCGGCAACGGCGCCAGCAGCGGGCGCUUCAACCCGGACGGCGUGUGGAAUGAGGCGUAUGGCAAGUCGGCUUCUUCGUCCUCGAACACAGCGGCAGCAGCCGCCGGAUCGCCCAGCCGGUCCGCGGAGAAGGUCAGGGGCGGGGCCAACGGCUCGAACGACGGCCAGGCGUCGUUCCGGAGCGGCGGCGGCAUCACAAUAGCCGAGGCGCUGGCUGACGCCGCCGCCAUCACGAGCCAGGCCGCGGCAGCAGCGGCCGCCGCGGAGCCGCCCACCGUGACGACCAUCACCAUCCGCCGCGCCGGCGAGGCCCCGCCGCUGCUGGCUGCGCUGCGGCAGCUGCUGUCGUGGCCGCCCUCGCUGCCCGACAUCCAGUGGCCCUGGUCACAGCCACAGACCGUGCCCACGCCCGCCACCACCAUCGAGACGCCCUCGGGAGUGCUGGUGCUGCCGGCGCCGAGCUCCGCCGCAACCGGGGCCUCGACCUCGGGGGCUCGUACGGCGGCGGCGGUGGAGCCGGCGGUGUUUGACGGCACGGCGGCAGAGUCGGCAGACCUGCUGUUCCAGCCCAACCGCAACUCGGCGCAGUACGCGGGUGGGAGUGGGAGCAGCAUGAGCAGCGUCGAGAUCAGCGGCGGCAAUGGCACGGGCGGCAAGGCGUAUGGCGGGGUGGGGCAGUCGGCGGAGUAUUCGUCGUCUGUUGAGUCUUACUACAGCAGCACCUCGGAGCUGGAGCAGGACACCGGCAGCGACGGCGACGGCGACGGCGACCAGGAGGGGCGGGGGGAGGGCGAGGGCGAGGCAGAGCCGGAUGGGGCGGGCGAGGAUGCAACGAAAUCGCACCACCAUCACGGCCACCACCACCACCACGGCCACCAUGAGGAGGACUACAUGUGGGACCCGGCCCUGAUGGGCGCGAUGGCGCUGGUGGGCACCGCGGUGUGCGCGGGCGUGCUGGUGGCGAUGGCGGUGGCGGCGGACGCCGCGGCAGCCGCGGCGGCGGCGGCGGCGGCGCUGCUGCCGGCGCCGGCGCCUGUCAAGUGGGCGCAGCUGGACAGCGUGAUCGGCGUGAGCAGCAGCUGGGCCAGCGGCGGCGGCGCGGGCGCGGGCGUGGAGGGCGGGCUGGCGGCGCGGUGGCACCUGCUGACGUGGCAGGAGCUCACCAACGCCAUCCUGGAGCGGCUGUCCUGGGCGUUCCAGAAAUGGUCGUACGCCUCCCUGCCGGUCAAGAUUGCCAUCGUGCUGGCCAGCAGCAUACCGCUGGUGGUGGUGUUCGGCAGUCUAUACUACUUCGCGGUGGGCGGCGCGGCGGCGGGUCAGGACCUUCGUGAGGCGCUGAUCAAGAUCCACUGCAUCCUCAACCGCAUGCCCGGGACCAACAUGGUGCGCGAGAACAACGCUGCCUCGUUUCUGGUGGUGAACGCCGCCUUCUUCACCGGUAUCUUCACCUUUGCGGUGUUCCUGGGUAUUGUGAGCGACGAGGUCAAGAGCACGUUCAGGUCCAUAAAGACCGGCACAUACCCGGUGCGGGUGCGCGACCACGUGCUCAUCCUCAACUGGAGCCACCACAGCAUCCCGCUGCUGCGCCAGUUCGACCUGGCCAGGAGGUUCGCCGGCAACGACGCCUUCUUCCGCCGGCCCGUGGUGCUGCUGUCGGACACGCCCAAACAGGACAUGGACAAUGAGAUCGCGGAGCGCCUGGCCAGCGCCAGCCUGGACGUCAUCACGCGCAGCGGCAGCCCGCUCAUGUUGCGCGAUCUGGCCACUGUGGCGGCGGCCCGCGCGCACACCAUCAUCGUGCUGCACCCCGGCGGCGCCGCCAGCCACGAGGCGGCGGAGGCCGCCAAGGCCAGCACCGCCAUGGCGCUGGCGGCGCUCACGGCAGAGGUGGCGGCGGCGGACGCAGUGGUGGAGGCGCGCGCCGUGGCGCGCAGCGCGGGCGAGCCCGGCGGCGGCAGCGGGCCCGGCGCCAUGCUGGGUUCUGCGGCGCAGAUGUACGCGGCCGCGGGCCUGCCAGCCCCUGCUCAGCAUCCGUACCAGUCUGUAGGUGCGGCCUCGCCCACCGCCGCCACGGCCGCGCUCUUCGCGCCCUCCACCCUGGCCUCUGGGCCCAGCACCAGCAGCGGCAGUAGCACGGCUCGCAGCGGCAGUAGCACCAGCAUUACCAGCAGCUCUCAGGGGCAGCAGCAGCAGCAGCUGUUGCAGCCGCACCGGCCGCGUGUGCUGUUUCAGAUGCCUGACGAGGUGGUGAUUGGGCACGACCCCGUCAGCUCCUUCACGCGCACCUCGCCCGCAAACGUGGGCGGCAGCAUGCAAGCGCUGUCCAUAACAGACGCAUCCGUCAUUGACCGGUUCACGUGCCAGGCGGCCGUGCAGCCGGGCAUGUUGCGCAUCUGGAGCAGCGUGCUGCAGCACGGCCCGCACAGCGUCAAGGCCAUGGUGGUUCCCUGCCCGGCGCAGCUGAUCGGCCGCACCUUUGGCACGGCGCGCUGCAUGUUCUCGGACGCGGUCGUGGUGGGCGUGCUGCAGGCCGGCGGCGGCAGUAGCACCGGCAAUAGCAGCAGCGCGGCAAGCGCACCAGGCGGCAGCAGCGGCGGCUGGAACCUUAGUGGAGGCAGUGGCGGCAGCGGCACCAGCGGCAGUAGCAGCUGGGCCAGCGGGCUGCUGUCGGUGCACACGGACGGUUCCAUGGACUCCAGGGUCCUGGCCGCCAGCGACCAGCUCGUCAUGUUCGCACCCGCCAGGGUCCGUGGCGUGCCUCAGCCGCACCCGGCCGCCGAGGCGCUGUUCCGCAACGCGGCGGCGGCGGCGCAGGAGCGGCUCAAGCGGCACGGCGGCUACAACGCGCCGCCCAAGCGCAUCAUCGUGGCCGGCUACCGCGCAGUGGACGUGCCGGACGUGGCGGCGGCGUUCGCGGACUCGGCGCCCGACGGCAGCCAGAUCACCUUCAUCCUGCCGGAGCUGCCCGGCGAGGACGAGCCCGAGCUGCCCGGCAGCGCCGGUUCCUGCCGCAUCCGCUACGUGGCGCUCAGCCAGCAGCAGCGCGGAGGAGGCGGCUACGGCGGGUACGGCGGAGGUGGAGGCAGCUACGGGGGCGGCGGGGGAGGCGGCGGCGUGGGCGCGGGCGGGCCGGGGCUGCUGAGCCUGCGUGCGCUGUCGGAGGCGGGCAUCAAGGCAGCGGAUGCCGUGGUGCUGCGGCCGCCCAUCCAGGACAUGGAGCGCUGGUGCGCCAAGAAGCCGGUGACGCAGCGCAUCCGGGAGGCUGAUGCGCACGUGAUGGCGGGACUGAUCCAGGUGCAAGACGCGGUCCUGGCCAGCGGGCGCAGCGACCCGCCGCACGUGGUGGCGCGACUCAACCGCUUCGGCUCCACAGAGACCGCCAAGCGGUACUUUGAAAUGCUGUCCCGCAUGCAGCCGCUGCAGCCCGUGACGCAGCCACAGACCCAGCAGGCGCAGCAGCCCGCCAAGGCGUGCCCACAGCAGUCCGCAGCCGGCAAGAACGCGGUCCCUGGCGCGGCCGGCGCCGGCACAGCUGCUUCUGCCACUUCCACCUCGACGGCCGCGUCCACGCAGCCGGCCGCCCCUGCGCACUGGUGGCAGAUCCAGCUGUGGCCGCACCAGCAGGCGCAGCCGGCGGCGGCGCAACAAGGUCAGCAGCAGGACAGCGACGCGGUUGCCAGCGAGGCGGCCUCAAGCGGCAGUGGGAGCGGUGGCGCGGCGGCGGUGACGCAGCAGCAGCUCCAGCGGCUUGCCGGCAAGGCGGGCGGCAGGCGGCGCGACUCGGCGGCCUCACAGUCCAACAUGGGCAGCUGCUCGGAACAGGCGGAGGAGUCGCAGGCCGCGGCCGCUGCGGCUGCGGCAGCAGCAGCUGUCGCUUCAGCAGACCCCGCCGGCCGAGGUGGACGAUGGGCGGCGCAGGAGGCCGCAGCUACGGGGCCGGGAGGGGCGGUAGUUGCGCCCGCCAAGGACUGGGCGGGCGGCCCACGCAGGCGGUUUGCGCGGGCGGUCCGGCAGUUCGUUGUGGCGGCGGACCUGGACAAGGACGCGGCAGCGGCGGCUGCAGGCACCGCAGCGGCUGACGCGAAGGGCAAGCAGCAGCAGCAGCAAAGCAAGAAGGAAGCCGCGGGCAGAGACGCAGGCAAGGAUGCUAGCAAGUCGUCGUCAUCGGUUGCGCUUGCGCCGGCUGGUGCGGACUCGCAGCAAGGCCCAGCCGGUGCUGAGGCAGCCACCCGGACUGGCCCGUUUGCAACUUGGGUUGUCCAUACGUGGGCUGGAGGGAGGGACGCGGCGCCCGUGCCAGCUGCAGACACCGGCACCUCGUCGUCAUCGGCUGCCGCUGCUGCUAUUACGGCUGGUACCUCGUCAGCAACCGGCAGCAGCAGCAGAAGCAAGAGUGCGGGCACGGCCGCAGCUGCCUCUGCGAUUGCUGCGCCGACCCCAGUGGCCAGCCACAAAGCAGGCAGCGUUGCGGACGUGGCCGCGCGCAUUCAAGCGCUGGCCUCGGAGCCACACUGGGCGGUGGUGCAGCGGCAACUUGCGCAGCAAAGCCGGGUGCACCUUGCACAGGCCAGCAGCUCUUCCGAUUCAAACCAGCAGCCACAGCAGCUGCAGCAGCAGCCACCGGCGCGCAGGCCCUGGUGGCUACCUCCGUUCCUCCAUGCACAGUCCAGCACACCGGCGCAGCCAGAAGCCAGCUCGCUGGUGGACGCCGUGCCUGCUACCUCGCAAGCAAACAAGCACGGCAAGGCUGCGGCGCCCGCCGCCCCUACCACCACCAGCAGCAGCGGCGCGAGUCAGCAGCCAGUGGCCGCGGUGGCCACUGCUGCAACAAGCGCCAGCGCCGCGGCGCUGGCAAUCUCACAAGUGGCGUCAGCACUGGUGCCGCCAACGGCCGUGCCCACGAUUGCGGCUGCACUGGCUCCCGCUGCGCCAACCGCCCCGUUGCCAAGUGGCGCAUCCACAGCGCCGAAAGGCGGCGCCACGGCUGCGGGUCCCACGGCGAAUGUGAUCGGGCUGGGGCCGUGGUCGUGUCACGUGACGGUGCCGGUCACCUCGGCACAGCAGCCGCCGCCACAGCAGCCUUCACAGCAAGCAGCACAUCAGGCCGCGGCACCCUCCAGCAGUGCUGGGGUAGGCGCUGGUGCUACCGCUCCUGCGCCCGCUGCCGCGGCUGCUGCCGGCUUGUCGUCCGGCCAAGGUCAGGCCCUGGGUCUCGGCUUGCUCCCGGCCCUGCCCAGCCUUCCCACCAUCCACCUCCCCGGAAGCAGUAGCAAUACCAGUGGCUCCACGGCAAGCAUCGCGACAACCACAGCCGCUGUCACCGCGGCGGUUGCGGCUGCGCCCGGAGUCUCAGCGGCGGCGCCGGUGGCGCCCUCCAAUAGUGCUGCUGCCGGCGCAGCUACAGCUUUCGCAGGCGCCAGUGCCACCAGCAGCAGCGGCUCGGCACUGCCGGCGGCAGCGGCAUCGGGUGCAAGCAGCACCGGCGGUGGCGCCAGUACCACCAGCGCACACUCGACAGCGGCUGCCAGCAGCGCCCCGGCUGCCUCUGGGCCCGGGGUGGGCGGCGGGCCAGCCUCAGCAGGCGGCGCGGCGCCGGCGGCGCCGGGGGCAGUCCACAGUGCGCCCGUGGCGGCUGGCGGUGCCGGCGGCGCGGCCGCGUCGGACCGGCCACUGCAGCUGGCGGCAAUGCAUGGCAUGAUGUCGGGGGCUAGCUCGCCACUGCCCAUUGGGUGUGAGGGCUCGGCGCCAGCACCUCCGGCGAUGGCAGGGUCGACGUCCGCAGGGGCUGCGGCUCCCACGGAGGCUCAGCCAUCGGCUGGGCCAGGUGCGGGCUCGUCUGCGCCCCCAGCAGCAGCUGCGGGCGGCAGUAGCAGCGGCGGCAGUAGCACUACGGGUGCACCGUCAGGCGGCGGUGGUGGCAGCACCGCUGGCAGUAGCAGUGGGCCGGGUGUGGCUGGCGGCACGUCGGCGGGGACGGCAGCAGGCGCUGCGGUGGGCCCUGCCGGUACCAGUGGCAGCAGCAGCUCAGGAGCGGGUGGCCAGACGCCACAGCCCAGCAGCAGCGGCGGCAGCAGCAGUACUGGUGGCAGCGGCGGUGGCCAGGCACAGCCGGGCACAGCAGCAGCAGGGACAGGAGGCGGCGCCCCCAGCACAGGCAGUAGCAGCAGCGGCGCAUCGCCGACGCCGGCCCCUCCGUCCAGCAGUAGCACUAGCAGUAGCACCAGCACUGGCAGUAGCACUAGCAGUAGCACUGGCAGCACCACGACGCCUCUGCCCCCUGUCGUGUCGUACGAUAAACGGCCCAUCAUCCGCAACCCUGAGAUCUUCCUUGCAGACGACCUUAUUGGAGCCCUGCUGACUCAGGUGGCGGCCCAGCCCGCCUACGUGGCGCUGGUGAGCCAGCUGAUCAAGAAGGACGGCGUGGAGUUGUACCUGCGCAGCCCCGCCGUAUUCAACAUCGCGCCGGGCGAGCGGCUGUCGUUUGCCGAGCUGAGCGAGACCACGCGGCUGCUGCGGCAGGUGGCGCUGGGCGUGGUGCGCUCGGACGGGCGGUGCUGCCUCGUGCCCAAGCCACACGAGGUGCUGGAGGUGGAGGUGGGCGACCAGAUCCUGGUGCUCAGCGAUGACUACAAGAUCAAGAAGAAGUAGUACCUCGUAGUGCGAUAGCGAUGUGGGCAUGCAUUAUUGUUUGUCGUUAAUCCUAUUUACGGUUUGCAGGUAAGGUACUUUGGGUAUGGCAGCGCAGGACAACUUCGACGGGAGCUCGAACACGAACACACCUGGCGGCGGCACCGCUGGGCGUUUAAGGAUUUAACGCGAUGGAUAAUGAUGAACCAUUUUGCAACACUUACUCAGUCACAAUAAACGUUUCCGGCCACGCACCAAGUGUACCUGCACAUGGAGACUCAGGCUUGCAGGGCUUGCAUGCUGGCCUUAAGCGUGGGUACUAGGGAUAUUGUGUGCGGGGGACAUGAUGUGUGCGGGGGAAAUGAUUGCUUUUGCCGCGCAGUUAUGGGGCCAUCUGUAAUCUUUUGUCAAGCCGACGUGUGAGAAUCUGAAUGGCACGAUGCCGCUGCUCCUGGUGGCGGACUGGAGGUCGGGGCUCGCCUUUGCCACCGCCCAGAGUGCAUACGUGUAGACAAGGGGGCCAUGCACUUUUAAUGACGGACGGAGCCAGAUUGUGUCAAUCCAGAAACAUGUGCAGACGACGGCUCUUGCAGAAUGCGCUUGUAAGGCGUGAGCUCA